AUGCUAACUGGUGUUAGUCCACAUCUACAUAAGAUCCACAACGCCAUCCACAUCCACAUCUUUAACCACAUCCAAUUCCACAGCGAAAUCCACAUCCACAUCCACAUUUACAUCCACAUCCAAUUCCACAUCCACAUUUACAUCCAUUUUAGCUCCCACAUCCCCAUACACAUCCAAUUCCACAUCCACAUCAGCUCCCACAUCCACAUUUACAUCUACAUCCAAUUCCACAUCCACAUCAGCUCCCACAUCCACAUCCACAUCCACAUCCACAUCCACAUCCACAGCCGUCCGGGGAAAGCAUUCAACAAUAAAUAG
Messenger RNA from Penaeus monodon (black tiger shrimp), 318 nucleotides. RefSeq names its product bromodomain-containing protein DDB_G0271118-like. Lineage: Eukaryota; Metazoa; Arthropoda; Malacostraca; Decapoda; Penaeidae. Bases 1 to 318 code for a protein of 105 amino acids. The transcript has a single exon. The record is from RefSeq and is a predicted model, not a curated record.